This is a messenger RNA of Thunnus maccoyii (southern bluefin tuna), 2261 nucleotides long. It is a transcript of the gene ttll12, whose product is annotated as tubulin tyrosine ligase-like family, member 12. Lineage: Eukaryota; Metazoa; Chordata; Actinopteri; Scombriformes; Scombridae. The record is from RefSeq and is a predicted model, not a curated record. Gene Ontology annotation, biological process: protein modification process. The transcript has 14 exons. Bases 81 to 1964 code for a protein of 627 amino acids.
CUGCUGGCUCAGCUGUCAGACUCCUUCUUCCGGGUUUGUCCAAGCCGCCUCCACCACGUGAGGAAUACCUUGUUAUAUCCAUGUCAACAAACACCAUAAUUAUGAACGGAGAUGAGGAUGAGGAGUUCACAGCCUUCGUGGCUCUACACGCCGGGGCCCUGCAGUCCUCAAGAAUACCUCAAAUCUACUGGAGGAGCCUCCAUCACAAAAUCACCAACGAGAUUUAUGAUGCUGGGGAAGUUUUCGGAAUCAUGCAGAUCCAACAAGAUGAUGACGAGGCAGAGGAUGAGCAGAAGAAGGACAAUCCUGGAGCAGUGAUUGGAUGUAAAGUGGUUGUGACCCGGGACAGUGGACUGCAAGCAUCAGAGCCGACCAGUGUUUUCCUGGUGGAUCACGCCUGGACGUACCGUGUAGAUCAUGCCCGUGAACAGCUGGAGCAGAUCCCUGGCCUGCUGUCCAGAAUGGCCGCCCUGAUGGGGCUUGACUUCCACGGCGAGGUGCCUGAUCCCGACACGGUGGACCAGGUGAUGGAACUGAUGUGGAAAUACAACCAGACUUAUCACAUCUCCCAGGGGUCAGCAGAAGAGAAGGUCCCCGUAUGGUACAUCAUGGAUGAGUUUGGCUCCCAGGUGCAGCACUCUGACCAGCCAAGCUGUGGCAUGGCUCCCUUCUUCUACGUACAGGGCCAGCUGGCUUACACCGUGCUCUGGCCUCUGCAGGACCUGCAGGAAGGAGAUGAAGUAACUCGUGAUUAUGCGUAUGGAGAGACAAACCCCCUGGUGAGGCAAUGCCGACUGUUACUGUGGAAACCAGCUGAUCUAGAUGGGGUCAGCAGUGUCACCACUGAGCCCCCAGACUCAUACUAUGAGACCAUUGCACAGGAGAACAAGGAGCAGUUUCCCCUUGAAAUCCAACCCCAAACUGUGCCCGAGGAGAAAAUCCUCAAGGUUUACUCUGAAAUGUCACAAGUAACAAACAACUUGACACAUCCACGUUUUCAGCUGACAGAGGAAGAGGAGGAGGCUGACAUUAUCUGGAGUUACAAUCACAUCAAGGAUUACAGGAAGCUGAGCGAGGAGCGACCUCAUGUCAUGCUUAACCAGUUUCCCUGUGAGAGCCUUGUCACUGUGAAGGACUGCCUGGCUGCCAUUGCCCGGAGAGUGAACGGUGGCCUGGCACCUUAUUGGCUACCAGAGACCUUCAACCUCCAGACAGAGCUGCCGCAGUUCACCAGGCAUUACCAACUGAGACAACAGAGGGGGGAGGAUAACCACUGGAUCUGUAAGCCCUGGAACUUGGCCCGUGGACUGGACACACACAUCACUAACAACCUGGACUACAUAAUCAGACAGAGAGAGAGUACACCAAAGGUGGUGUGUAAGUACCUUGAAGAUCCAGUGCUGUUCAACAGGGAAGAAGUGGGGGCAGUGAAGUUUGACAUUCGCUACAUGCUGAUGUUGCGCUCUGUGCAGCCUCUACGUCUCUAUGCCUACAAUGUCUUCUGGUUGCGCUUUGCUAAUAGACCUUUCUCCUUGGACCAUUUUGAUGAUUACCAAAAACACUUCACCGUUAUGAACUAUGCAGAAGGUGUGGAGCUCAAGCAGGUGCACUAUGAUGAAUUCAUCCCUAUGUUUGAGAAGCAGUACCCACAGUAUCCAUGGAAGGAGGUGGAAGCAGAGUUGUUUAAAGCAUUCAAGGAGCUCUUCCAGGCGGCCUCAUCUCGACCAGCUCCAUAUGGUAUUUGUGCCUACCCAUCAUCCCGGGCAAUCUACGCUGUAGACCUCAUGCUGAAGUGGAGCAGGGGGGAAAAUGGUGAACGUGUCAUGCAGCCUCAGAUCCUGGAGUUGAACUUCAGCCCAGACUGCGCCCGGGCCUGCCUUUACCACCCCUCCUUCUACAAUCACAUGUUUCAGACGCUGUUCCUGGACCAGCCUGAGCACUGCCCUGUCACUCAGAUCGCAUGAUCAACUCAACACCACCAGACAGCAUGUUUGUACUUCUGUUUUUGAAAGAGAGAAACCCACUUCCUCUGUAACCUGUUCAUCUGUUAGUUCAUGCCAUUUUCUACUUUUACCAUCUACUACCAUAUACAAAACAUGUCUGCCUCUCUAGCAGAGUUCCUCAUUAAACCAGUUGCCUUUUUUCAUUUCAGAUGAAAUGUUUACAAAGUUGUUCUCAAAACUAAAAGUAUCACAAACCCAGUGUUUAAAACUAGAAAAUUACUGUACAAAUGAGCAGCAAUAAAAACCUAUUUGGAUAAA